Molecule: messenger RNA, 1180 nt
Organism: Drosophila gunungcola (fruit fly)
Lineage: Eukaryota; Metazoa; Arthropoda; Insecta; Diptera; Drosophilidae
Gene: Osi8
Exons: 2
Coding region: 126-950 (274 amino acids)
Source: RefSeq, a predicted model, not a curated record
CCAGCACUCAGUUGAGCAACCAAAGAGCUGCGCCCGGCGUCUUCACUCCAGUUUAUGCCUCAUCCCAAGGAUCGGCCAAGGAUCCUCUUCUCGUCCAGCAUCGAACAGCAACAUUCAGCCCAGUAAUGAUCAAGUACGUGUGGCAUGUGGCGGCCCUGAUGAUCGUCUUCUGUUGGCUCUCAAGUGCACGCAGUGCCAGCUACCAGCACCAGAACCAGAACCCAAACAGCCUGAGUUUGGGUCCCAAGCACCAGGCCAGUGGUCCCGUACUGGGUUCCACGGGCUUCUGGAAGGACAUGUCGAUGGUUUACCGCAUCUACCAGCAGUGCACGGGCGACAAUAUGUCUGUUUGCCUCAAGGUCAAGCUGCUAACUGGCCUGGAAAAGGCCUUCCGUUCGGCCAAGACUUUGCCGCUGACGGAGGGCAUUCAGUUCGUGAGUUCCGGUGGAGCGAAUGAGGAUUCAAAACGAGCUCCCAUCAGCGAGCAGGACAUUGAAGCCGUCUUGCCCAGAAGCGUGGACGCCAAGGAGCAGGUGCUGAACAACAUGAUACUGAAGCGGGUGGGCAACUUUCUACAGGACCACACUCUGCAGGUUAAAUUUGACUCCGAGGCAAAUUCGGUGGAGGGUCGCAAGAAGAAGGAGAAGAAGGGCAACGGCGCCAUGAUCAUGAUCCCCCUGCUGCUGGGCGGCACCAUCGUGCCCCUGGCCUACGGAGCCCUGGCCAUGCUGGCGGGCAAGGCGCUGAUCGUGUCCAAGCUGGCCCUGGUCCUGGCCUCGAUCAUCGGCAUCAAGAAGCUGCUGAGUGGGGGCGGCGGCGGCAAGGAGUCCUCCCACGAGGUGGUCGUCUCCUCGGGCGGCCAUUCCGGCUGGGGCCGGGAAUUGGACACCGCCUACAGUGGCUGGAAGCCGGCGGCCAAGGAGUCGGCGGGCAGCGCCAAGAGCCUGUGAGCUCGCAUUUGCAUUUGGGAAACGGAGAAGUGGAAGGAGAAGCUGGAGAAGAUGGGAAAUUCGAGAGGGAUUGUGGAGAGUGAACCAAAGAAUCGAGCGCCGCACGAACUGUCUGACUAAUGUCUAGUUUAAUUUGCCUAAUCGAUCAUUAAUUUAACGAACUAAAUGUGUGUGUUAGGUUUAAGUAAGCGUUAAUUAAAUAUAGUAAAUUCUGCUACCCGAAAACCGCA